This is a messenger RNA of Syngnathoides biaculeatus (alligator pipefish), 2727 nucleotides long. RefSeq names its product zinc finger protein OZF-like. Lineage: Eukaryota; Metazoa; Chordata; Actinopteri; Syngnathiformes; Syngnathidae. The record is from RefSeq and is a predicted model, not a curated record. Gene Ontology annotation, molecular function: RNA polymerase II cis-regulatory region sequence-specific DNA binding; DNA-binding transcription factor activity, RNA polymerase II-specific. The transcript is spliced from 2 exons. Gene Ontology annotation, biological process: regulation of transcription by RNA polymerase II. Bases 971 to 2512 code for a protein of 513 amino acids.
AGAAGCACUGAGGGUUAGCGUUGACGGCAAAAAGAUCAUUAGCGCCAUCUACUGUUCGGGAGUGUGCCUCUGCCAUACAAUGAUAUGCAACGCCACAGUUCCAAAUAAGGAACAAAAAGUAUUUUGGCUGAAUGUUUUUUUUGGGGGGGAGGGGGGGGGUCGUAGAUACGUUUUACAACACACAAAAUAUCAUUCCAUCACUGCUUGAGAAUCCUUAAAAAGAAAAAAAAAAUAAUCGUCAUCAUUACCAUUUUCUUAGCCGCUUAUCCUCACAAAGUCGCGGGAGUGCUGGAGCCCAUCCCAACAGGUAGGAGGCAGGGUGCGCCCUGAACAGGUUGCCAGCCAAUCACACCUAGGAGCAAUUUAGGGUGUUGCAUGUUUUUAGGAUGCGGGAGGAAACCGGAGUGCCCGGAGAAAAUCCACGCAGGCACGGGGAGAACACGCAAACUCCAAACUGCCGGGUCUGGGAUUGACCCGAGACCUCAGAACUGUGAGCCCAACGCUUUCUAUCGGAUCUACCGUGCCGCCCAAUUCCUAAUACCAAGUAAUUUAAUUUAUAUCGACGUUAAACACGUUCAAAAUAAUCUCUGAAUAAAGCGGAAAGUUCGUGUGUUACAACACAGAACAGUCAGGGCGCGCAGAGAAUCCUGGGAAAGAGCCAUGGUGUGUCCAAGUGGAGUUGCCGUAGAAAUCCUACUUGUGCAUUUUUUUUAAUUUUUUUUUUUUACAUGUGGCCGUACGCGUUCGAGUAAACAAUAGUUCCACAGUUAGAACUGAACACACCGAAGCCUCGACACGGUUGGGUCAUCACGACUUGACGGGGCAAAAAAAAAAAAUCUCCUUGCUUGGAUUAACGCGUUUCGAUGCACGUCCAAACCUCGCGAGCUAACCUAGCUUAGCCUCGCUAGCCGCCGUCAAAGAAGAGACGAAUUUGCGGGGAAGAUCGUCGAUCACGAGCGACCGAGUGCGGAUGGAAACAAAAGGUUCUGAUUAUCGGGCGGGGAUGUGUGCGAGGGAGACGGCACAAUACGCGGAGGAACUUUCCGGAUCGAAAGGGAAGGAGCCAAUGAUGGACGCUGCUCUCCAACAGUCUGCGUUUGUGUUCCGCGGAGCAGACAUUUGUGAGGAGCUUCAUUCUGAGCGGGAGGAACCCGAGUGCGCCCACAUUAAAGAGGAAGAGGACGAAGAGCACCCGUACAUUAUCGUGGAAGUCCAACCCGAGCCGAGUCAGAUUAAAGAGGAAGAGGAAGAAGAACUCGACUACAGUCAGGAGGAAGACGAUCCAGAGAUGUUCCACAUUAAAGAAGAGGAUGGGCUCAUCAUGUUGCCGUUGACCUUUGUGCCUUUCAAGGGUGAAGUUGAGGGCAAGGGUGAUCGUAGGGGGAGCAGGGGGGCGGAGCCUCCAAGCAGCAGCUCCAGUCAAGACGUGACCACAGAAGGCGACGAAGACAACGGCGCAGGAUCUCAAGAAGACGGCCUCUUAGCGCCGCUUUCAGAUAGUGACGACAUAACAUCGCACUCCCACGACGACGACGACGACGAUGACGAUUAUGAGGAUGAUAAUGACAAUGAUGAUGAUGAAGAUGAUUAUGAGGACGACGACGAUGAUGAUGAUGAUUAUCAACACUCAAAAGGUGACAUGACAUUUCUCACUAACAAAAAACACUGGCAAUGUUCUCAAUGCGACAAAACGUUAAGUUCCAAGAGGGUUUUGAAAGAACACAUGAGAAUACACACUGGAGAGAAACCCUUUGCCUGCUCAGUUUGUGGGCAACGAUUCUCUUUUCGGGAAAACUUGAGAAUUCACACAAGAACGCACACAAAGGAGAAACCUUUUGUCUGCUCAGUUUGCGGCAAAAGAUUUACUCAAAAGACAAAUUUAACAAAGCACACAAGAACCCACACAGAGGAGAAACCUUUUGCCUGCUUGGUUUGCGGUAAAAGAUUUACUCAAAAGACAAAUUUAUCAACACACUCAAGAGCGCACACUGGAGAAAAACCUUUUGCCUGCUCAGUUUGUGAUCAGAGAUUCUCUGUCAGGGGAAACUUAAGAAGACACACGAGAACACAUACUGGAGAGAAACCUUUCGUCUGUUCGGUUUGCGGCCAAAGAUUCUCAACAAAGCCGAAUUUAACCAGACACACAAGAACGCACACUGAAGAAAAACCUUUUGCCUGCUCAUUUUGCGACGAACGAUUCAAUUUACAGAAAAAAUUAAUUACACACACCAGAUUGCACAGCGGACAAAAAACCUUCGCCUGCUCAGUUUGUGGUAAAAGAUUCUCUGUGAGGGGAAAUUUAAGAAGACACGCCAGAACGCACACCGGCGAGAAACCUUUUGCGUGUUCAGUUUGUGGUCAAAAAAUUUCUUCCAAGGCAAAUUUAACCACGCACACAAGAAAACACACCGGGGAGAAGCCAUUCAGUUGCAAUGUGUGCGCCAAAAGAUUCUUCAGCAAGGCUUACGUCAAGAGACACAAGUGUGCCGGGGAGAACAGCAGCGAUCAAUAAAGCUACGAAUGGACUGAACAAACGGAGAAGUGUGUUUGUGAUGCUGAAUCGAGUGCAACAUUCAUGUAAAGAUGUUCAAUCAAUAAAUUCAUCAGUGACAGAAGAACCGUGGUGUGGUGUACUCCAUCCACCGCAGUGAGAGUGACUGCAUUCGUUCGGGAGUAUCUAAAACCGAUUUAUUGGUAAUUGUGCUCAUCUCCAACACCCCCCCCCAC